Messenger RNA from Hypanus sabinus (Atlantic stingray), 2109 nucleotides. RefSeq names its product solute carrier family 6 member 5 (gene slc6a5). The record is from RefSeq and is a predicted model, not a curated record. The transcript is spliced from 15 exons. Lineage: Eukaryota; Metazoa; Chordata; Chondrichthyes; Myliobatiformes; Dasyatidae. The coding region runs from base 4 to 2109 and encodes 701 amino acids. Gene Ontology annotation, cellular component: membrane. Gene Ontology annotation, molecular function: glycine:sodium symporter activity. Gene Ontology annotation, biological process: synaptic transmission, glycinergic; glycine import across plasma membrane; sodium ion transmembrane transport.
UGUAUGAAUGCCUCCACACAACCCAACUCCGCCGUUCGUCUGGAUUCUAUCGAAAUUUUACCCCACAAGGAUACUUCAACUGACAAAAAUGAUCACGCAAGCUCUGCUUAUUGUAAGAUCACCGAGGUGGAGGUAAAUCGCUCCGCGAUAACCACAACGGAGCUAAACGACGCCAAAAGCAGCUGGGUUUCGAAAAGCCCUAGUACGGUGGUCCUGGGAACAGAUGGUAAUACAGUUGUAUUUCCGGGUAAUGCCAAUAAUGAAGAUGGAGAUGAGAACAAAGCCAGAGGAAACUGGUCGAAUAAACUGGACUUUAUUCUGUCUAUGGUGGGCUAUGCUGUGGGACUGGGGAACGUCUGGCGGUUUCCCUACCUCGCAUUUCAAAACGGCGGAGGUGCAUUUUUGAUCCCAUACCUGAUGAUGCUGGCAUUUGCUGGAGUCCCCAUUUUCCUCCUUGAAACAGCACUUGGCCAAUUUGCCAGUCAGGGACCAAUAUCUGUGUGGAAAGCUAUUCCUGCUUUGCAAGGAUGUGGAAUCGCUAUGUUGAUCAUCUCGGUUCUGAUUGCAGUCUACUACAACAUCAUAAUAUGUUACACCCUUUUCUACCUUUUUGCCUCAUGUAUACCUGUACUUCCCUGGGCAUCUUGUGAAAACAGUUGGAACACUGAAAAUUGUAGAGACAAGAACAAGCUGCUAUUGGAUUCUUGCAUGAUUGAAGAUACCAACAGUGUGCAGAUUAAAAAUACAUCAUUUUGCAUUUCUGCUUUUCCCAACCUCACCAUGGUGAACUACAGCAGACCCAUAAACAAAACCUUUGUCAGUGGGAGUGAAGAAUACUUCAAGUAUUUUGUGUUACAAAUUUCUGCGGGGAUUGAACACCCUGGGAAGAUACGGUGGGAAUUGGCAAUGACUCUUUUCUUGGCCUGGGUAAUCGUUUACUUAUCCCUGGCAAAAGGCAUAAAAUCAUCGGGAAAGGUUGUCUACUUCACAGCCACCUUCCCUUAUGUUGUCCUUGUCAUCCUCCUGGUCCGUGGGAUUACUCUGCCUGGAGCUGGAGAUGGGAUCUGGUACUUCAUUACACCUAACUGGGAUAAGCUGAAGGAUGCUAAGGUGUGGAAGGAUGCUGCUACUCAGAUUUUCUUCUCACUCUCUGCUGCAUGGGGAGGAUUGAUAACGCUCUCUUCUUACAAUAAAUUCCAUAACAACAUAUACAGGGACACUCUGCUGGUGACGUGCGCCAACAGUGCCACAAGCGUCUUUGCGGGCUUCGUUAUCUUCUCCGUCAUUGGAUUCAUGGCAAAAGAACUUAAAGUACCCAUCACUGAAGUUGCAGAUGAAGGUCCAGGUAUUGCAUUUGUGGUGUAUCCAGAGGCUUUAACGAGGCUUCCUUUAUCUCCAUUCUGGGCUAUAAUUUUCUUUCUCAUGCUCCUAACGCUUGGACUGGACACAAUGUUUGCAACAAUUGAGACCAUUGUGACUUCGGUUGUGGAUGAAUUCCCUGGAUAUCUCCGGCCCAAGAAACCGUUGUUUACUUUAGUCUGUUGUGUGAUUUUCUUCUUUAUGGGCAUCCCUAUGGUAACUCAGAGUGGAAUCUACAUGUUGCAGCUGGUGGACACCUAUGCAGCUUCCUACUCCCUCGUCAUCAUUGCAAUAUUUGAACUAGUUGGAGUUUCAUACAUAUAUGGAUUGAAACGAUUUUGUGAAGACAUUGAGAUGAUGAUUGGAUUCCAGCCUAGCUACUUCUGGAGGAUUUGCUGGGCAUUCUUCACUCCUACAAUUCUUACAUUCAUCCUCUGCUUCAGCUUUUAUCAGUGGGAACCCAUGACGUAUGAAAACUACAAAUACCCGGCCUGGUCGAUGGUGCUCGGAUGGUUAAUGUUGGCUUCUUCUGUCAUAUGGAUCCCUAUCAUGUUUGUGAUUAAGAUGCACUUGGCCCCGGGCAGCUUUAUAGAGAGACUUAAGCUGGUGUGCAGUCCUCAACCUGACUGGGGCCCCUUUUUAACUCAGCACCGUGGAGAGCGCUACAGGAAUAUGAUAGACCCUCUGGGGACCUCUUCUCUUGGACUCAAGCUGCCCCCGAAAGACAUGGAAUUAGGAUCUCAGUUCUAG